Trematosphaeria pertusa is the source of this 1821-nucleotide messenger RNA. Its product is annotated as nicotinate phosphoribosyltransferase. The transcript is spliced from 4 exons. Bases 1 to 1455 code for a protein of 484 amino acids. Gene Ontology annotation, biological process: NAD+ biosynthetic process. NCBI's taxonomy places the organism in Eukaryota, Fungi, Ascomycota, Dothideomycetes, Pleosporales, Trematosphaeriaceae. Gene Ontology annotation, molecular function: nicotinate phosphoribosyltransferase activity. The record is from RefSeq and is a predicted model, not a curated record.
AUGGCCGACAGGUUUUCCUCGAAUCUGCCCGAGGGCGUCUUCUCCCUCCUCGAUACUGACCUCUACAAACUGACAAUGCAAUGCUGUAUCCUGAAGUACUUCCCAGACGUAUCCGUCACAUACAGCUUCACCAACCGCACUCCAGACAAGAAGCUUACCCGCGCCGCCUUCCGUUGGCUCCAGACCCAAGUAGACCGCCUAGAGAGAAUCGCCUUGUCCGCCGACGAGCUCGACUUCCUGAAGACGACGUGCACCUACCUCAACGACCAGUACUUGCUAUUCCUCUCCCAGUUCCGCCUCCAGCCUUCCAAGCAACUGAAGCUGUUCUUCAAACCGAUAGAGGACACCGGGUCGGACAGCGAUCUAGGCGAUUUCAGCAUACAUACUGAGGGGCUGUGGGUGGACACCAUCCUAUACGAGAUACCGUUGCUUGCUCUGGUUAGCGAAGCGUACUUCAAGUUCGUUGACACCGACUGGAGCCAUGCGGGGCAGGUCGAGAAGGCAUACCAGAAGGGAAAGACGCUGCUGGAGGAAGGGUGCAUCUUUUCGGAAUUCGGCUCACGGAGACGGCGCGACUACCACACCCAAGAUCUGGUCCUCCAGGGGCUGCGCCGCGCGGAGGCUGAUGGAACACAGAAAGGGUGGAAGGGCAAGCUGACAGGAACGAGCAACGUCCACUUUGCGAUGAAGCACGGCUUGGUUCCUGUAGGGACCGUGGCGCAUGAGUGGUUCAUGGGCGUCGCCGCCAUCACGAACGACUACGAAAACGCCAACAAGAUUUCCCUGGAGUAUUGGACGUCGACAUUCGGCGAAGGCGUGCUAGCUAUCGCACUGACCGAUACCUUCGGGACGCCGGCAUUCUUGAAAGCCUUCAAGGAGCCCGUCCCCGAGCUCACGACUGCCGCGUCAGGAGGUGCGACGACACUGGCCUCCGCAGCUGCCACGACCAAUCCCGACGUUAACACGCUGGCGUACACUGAGCCCCCCAUCAAGGCGGGAAUUGAUGGAAUCAACAAGCCAAGGAAAACGUACGCGGAGGUGUUCACGGGUGUGCGUCAAGACUCGGGCGAUCCCUUGGACUUCAUCAAGAUGAUGCGCCAAUUCUACGACGAGCAGGGCAUCAAGGCGAAGAAGACGAUUGUCUUCUCUGAUUCGCUCAAUAUCGAGCUCUGCCUCAAGUACAAGGCUGCGGCGGAGGCUGCAGGCUUUCAGCCAACCUUCGGCGUGGGCACUUUCCUGACGAAUGACUUCGUGGAGGAGUCGACUGGCGAGAAGUCGGUCCCGCUCAACAUCGUCAUCAAGAUCGCCUCCGCCUCGGGCCGUUACGCCGUCAAGAUCAGCGAUAACAUUGGCAAGAACACGGGCGACAAGGCGACGGUCGAGGAGGUCAAGAAGCGUCUGGGCUACACCGAGAAGACGUGGGCAGGCGGAGACGAGAAGACGCGGUGGGGUUGAGCACAGCCAGCCACCUCUUAGCGAGCUGUUCUAGAGUAUGAGUCUGGAUGGACUUUCCACGUUCACGUGCAUACGGCAUGUAGGCUAGACAGAGUUGGAUGGUUGAUUCCGCAAUACCCAACCAGCAAUGCGGGGCGUUCGCAGCUGAGCGGCGAAGGUGUAAGGCUGAGCUUACCGGAUCGGACCCUGGCUUACGAAGUCCGCGGCGGCGGAGCAUGAUUUUACGGGUGUGCGCAAUGCGAACGGCGUGGCAUAAUGUAGGGCUUUCGGAUAAAGUCGCGAGGGGGCGCGCAGUAUUGCGCAGGGCGAGUGGCUCAUAGACAAUCUGACAGACGAACGACGUGUAUGGAGUUGGCGGUGCAAAAA